CAAUUGCUGGUGUAAUAACCCCAUUAUAAGUAAAUAAGUUCUUUCUCACACUUGCUUAUCGGUAACAUACACGAUUCUCUGCCACAAACAUUCUUCCAAACAGGCAGUGGCACCAUCUAUGGCUCUCAGUCACCGUUCUGGACUUCACUAAGAGUUUCUCCCUCACGUUAUGUACGAUUAUUUUCUGGCCACAAGGUUGGGGGUGAGUAUUAAUUGGCUUCAAUAACAAGUUUCAACAGCAAAAAUAUGGAAGUAAGAAACACAGACCAAUUAGAGGAAACCGUUAAUUUCACUUCUGAUUUCAAAGCUGAAGUUAAAGCUUUUGAUGAUUCAAAAGCAGGCGUCAAAGGUUUAGUGGAGUCCGGGAUUUCAAAGACUCCACGCAUUUUUCAUACUGGGAAAUUGGACAUCGGUGAAAACUCAGCUAGUGACUCCAACUUGAGUGUUCCCAUCAUAGACCUUCAAGACAUACACAUCAAUCCAGCUCUGCGCGUAGAGGUAAUUGGCCAAAUUAGAAGUGCUUGUCACGAGUGGGGAUUUUUUCAGGUGAUAAAUCAUGGAAUUCCCGUCAUUGUCUUGGAUGAAAUGAUUGAUGGAAUCCGUAGGUUUCACGAACAAGAUGCUGAUGUCAGAAAAGAGUUUUACACUCGUGAUAUAAAGAAAAAAGUUGUAUAUUACUCCAAUGGAACCUUGUUUAGCGGCCAAGCUGCAAAUUGGAGAGAUACAUUCGGUUUUGCUGUUGCUCCUGAUCCUUUCAAACCAGAAGAUAUACCAUCAAUCUGCAGAGAUAUUGUGAUUGAAUAUUCUAAGAAAAUAAGAGAUUUGGGUUUCAAGAUCUUUGAGUUACUGUCAGAGGCACUAGGACUUAAUCCUUCUUAUCUCAAAGAGUUGGAUUGUGCUGAAGGACUAUUUAUUUUAGGUCAUUACUAUCCACCAUGUCCUGAACCUGAACUAACUAUGGGCGGUUCCAAGCAUACUGAUAGUGACUUCUUCACAUUACUUCUACAAGACCAACUUGGCGGUCUUCAAGUUCUUCACGAGAAUAAAUGGGUCAAUGUUUCUCCGAUACAUGGAGCUCUUGUUGUAAACAUUGGAGAUCUUUUACAGCUUAUCACAAAUGACAGGUUUGUUAGUGUUUUUCACCGAGUCUUAUCACAGAACAUAGGCUCAAGAGUUUCUGUUGCAAGCUUCUUUGUGAAUUCUUCUGAACCAAUUCAAGGAGUAUCAAAGAUUUAUGGUCCUAUUAAGGAAUUGCUUUCAGAAGAAAACCCACCUAUCUACAAAGACACCACUCUAAAAGAUUUCUUGGCACAUUUUUAUGCAAAAGGCCUUGAUGGAACUUCUUACUUAGAGCCUUUUAAGUUGUGAAUUCAACAGUAAAAACAUCAACAACAAAUAGUAUCAUCAAUCAACACAUAUACUCAUGGUCAGCAAUUGAAAGUGGAGGUGGGUAUCAAUGGCUUCUGUUGUUAGAAGGCGUUGGAAUUGGUGGAUAUUGGCUUCCUUUGAACCUGAUUUGGGUAUUCUGGUAAGGUGAGCUUGUUUGCCCUCUUUUUAAAAUCUCAUUGUCAGCUUAUCUUAGUAAAACAUAAUGGGAACUUUUUAAGUCACCCCUAUAUAAAUACUUCUGAAAAUUCUAAAAUAUUAUUCGGAAGUGCAUAUCCAAGCGUUUGUUAUGAUGGCAUGCGAGAGAAGUGAGAAAUAUGUUUCAAAAGUUCGGACGUUAAACAUGAUGACACAAUAUCGAGAAAAAUGUGUGUCCGUUUAAAUUGUGGCGUUUUAGUGUCAUUUGCGGUAUUCAUAAUCAUGCAUUGGAUACCAAGCUACAAGGGCAACCAAUUGUGUGUCAGCUUAAGGCAGAAGAGAAGGAAUCUAUUUCAGAAUUAUCGAUAAUCAAAGUUGGGCUGAGAAACAUACUUGUCGAUUUGAAACGAAAAAAACCACAAAGUAUUUCAAAUAUCAGACAGAUAUACAAUGAACAUUAUCAAUUGAACAUCGAGUAAAGAGGUCUGGGGUCUGAAAUGCAACAACUUUGAGACUUUUGGAAGAUAACCAAUACGUUUCAAGGUACAGAACUUGUGAAGACAAUGUUACUAUUCGUGACAUAUUUUGGACUCAUCCAGAAAGUCUCAAGUUGUUCAACACAUUUUCGACCAUCCUUAUAAAUGAUUUGACAUACAAGACCAACAAAUAUAGGCUUCCGCUUCUAUAAAUUGUUGGUGUCACCUCUAUGGACAAGGCAUUUUCGGUAGGAUUCAGUUUUCUGGAAUCUGAGAAAGAAGAUCAUGUUACAUGGGCAUUGGGAAUAUGCAAGACUUUUCUGAUUGAUCCACAAAAUAUGCCUAGUGUCAUUGUUACUGACGAGAUAAUGCCCUUAUGCAUGCGGUUGGUACUGUGUUUCCAACAUCAACCGCAUUACUUUGUUGGUAUCAUAUAACAAAAAAUGUGAGAUCUAGGCUUAAACCUGCAGUUGGCACCAAGAAAAAAAUGAUGAAGAUGAAAAAAUGAUCAAAUCCGAUGUUGUGGUCGAGAAGAUAAUGGAUGCAUGGACAAAUAUUUUAAAUUCAUGUACAUAAGAGUUGUAUACGAAGAAUGUGGUACACUUCAGGACCCAGUGUAACACCCAUAUUUAUUAUUUCGUAUUUUAUUUUAUUAUUUAUGAAUUAUAUGGAUUAAGUGUGUUUAUAUGUGCUUAUGUGGCUUUAUGUUAUUAAUUGAGUUUUACUUGUAUAUGACAUAAGUUGGUGAUUAGGCUAGUUAUUGGGCCUAUGAUAGGACUAGCAUUAGAGAUGUGUUAAUUAGGGCCCAUUAGCAAUUAGAAGAUAGUAAGGGUUUAACAAAACAAGGGUUUUAGAGGAAAAUAGAAUAAGAAGCUCAUUUGGGAUUUUUUUGGUGAAAGAAGAGAAGAGAGAAGAGAAAAAGAGAUUGAAGAUUAGAGUUGGCUUCAAUCCAAAUCCCAAGGUAAGGGUGGGAUUAUUUCACGCUAAAGGGAUGUAUGAUGAUGUUUAGUGUGGGGUUUUGAUUGUGUGUUGUAUCCAUGGAAUGGUGUGUAGAAUUUUAGGGUUUAUGAUGAAAAUGCACGAAUCUUUAAUUUGGAAAUGUGUUUUAAUUGAUGUUUGAUGAUAGAUGAUGAUAGAUUUUGUGAUUAUAUGUGUUUAAUUGCCAUUUAGAAUGAUUUUUGGGUGAUGGAUAAGUGAUUACGCAGUUCACUAAGUGGACCUUGCUGUGCAAAACUUGUUCAAACUUGGACAUGAUGUCUCUUUUGAACCGUAACUUGUUUUUAAGUGUCGUUCGAACUUCCGUGAAGCCUUAAUUGAUGUCUUUCUAAUAAAUAUGAUUUGAAAACCUUUGGGAACCUUUUUGAAGAUUUCUUUAAAUGAACUUGUUUGAUGUUGUAAUUGUUGUUGUGAAGUGGUGUGUUGUUGUAUGAUGUUACAACAUAGCGACGUGGUUGUGAAGUGAUGAAUUACUAUAAAAGUAAUGAUGUUUAAUUGAUGUUGGUGAUUUGUUGUAUAUGUUAUGUUUGUGUGGAUGUUUCAUUCAUCGAGUCACACCCAUUGCAUAAAAGAGACGUGGCCUUAAUGGCAAAAGCGACGAGGCAUUGAUGGCAAAUAGCGACAUGUGCUCAAUGGCAAAUUUUGAGACGUGGGAGUUUUACUUCAAAUGGUACCACAUGCAUUUGCAUAAGUCGAGUCACUUGUGAAUUGUAUUUGAGUCUUAUUUGAUUAUGUUGUUGUGACUUGAUGAAGAUAUGUUUGUUGUGAUGCGAUGACUUGAUGAUGAGAUGUUUGUCGUGAUGUGUUGGAAUCUUACUUGUGAAUUGCAAAUAUUGUCAUGGUUAAUUGUUGACAUUGUUUCCGUUUCAUACGUUGAUUAUGUGAUGUGAAUUGUUGUAUUGUGUGUUGUGAUGAGAAGUGGUGACCAAUGUAUGAU
Messenger RNA from Vicia villosa (hairy vetch), 3933 nucleotides. Its product is annotated as 1-aminocyclopropane-1-carboxylate oxidase homolog 12-like. NCBI's taxonomy places the organism in Eukaryota, Viridiplantae, Streptophyta, Magnoliopsida, Fabales, Fabaceae. The transcript has 5 exons. Bases 247 to 1368 code for a protein of 373 amino acids. The record is from RefSeq and is a predicted model, not a curated record.